Molecule: messenger RNA, 1343 nt
Organism: Boeremia exigua
Lineage: Eukaryota; Fungi; Ascomycota; Dothideomycetes; Pleosporales; Didymellaceae
Exons: 6
Coding region: 251-1174 (307 amino acids)
Source: RefSeq, a predicted model, not a curated record
GUGGAAGGCAUCAGACAAUGCCAAACGUAACAGCGCGGGCGGUCUCACUGAGCCGUACCUAUGGAUGACUAUCCACGGAAGACUUGAAGCGUUCUCAAGUAUAAAGAGGAGAAAGAGUGCCUUCAUAAGUUUGGCAUCGCACAUGACAAGCGCAUCAACAUUCGUUGGUCGGUCGCUGAAACUUCAAUCACUUCAUCCAUACUCGCUCUUGCGGUAAUUCUAUCGUUCCCCACCAGUACCGACCGACAGCAUGCGUCUCACUCAAGCUGCCGUUGUCGCCAUCAUGGCCUUGACGGUUGCGGCGAAGCCCCUCCAGCCUCGCCAGGACGUUCAGUCUUACAAGACCACUCCCGAUCCUUACCCUGCCAAGUGUUGGGACCAGUAUGGCAAAGAGAAGCCAUGCGAUGCUCCGAAGGAGGAGCCAGCAAAGCACAAGCCCGACGACGACAAAAAGCACGACGAUGAUGAUGAUGACAAGAAAUGCACCGAUCACUACGGAAAGAAGGUGAAGUGCGAAUACGACGAUGACAAGAAAGACCAAGAUAAGAAGGAUUGGGAGAAGAAGAAAGCAGAGGAAGAGAAGAAGAAGUACGAGGAGGAAGAGAAAAAGAAGAAGUACGAGGAAGAGGAGAAGAAGAAGAAGUAUGACGACGAGGAGAAGAAGAAGAAGUAUGAGGAGGAAGAGAAAAAGAAGAAGUACGAUGAGGAGAAGAAGAAGAAAUACGACGAAGAUGAGAAGAAGAAGAAGAAGUAUGACGAAGAGAAGAACAAGUAUGACAAAGAGAAGGAGAAGUAUGAGGAGAAGAAGAAGUAUGAGGAAGAGGAGCGAAAGAAGAAGUAUGAAGAUGAGAAGAAAAAAUACGACGAGGACCGUAAAAAGAAGGACGACGAAGACCGCAAGAAGUACGAGCACGACAAGGGUUACAAGCCCGAGCCGUACAAGCCUGAGCCCCAGCCACCAAAGCAUGAAUACAAGCCAGAGCCGCCCAAGCCAGAGCCACAACCGCCAAAGUAUGAUCAGGAUGGCUACAAGCCCGAUCCACCCAAGCCGGAGGAGCCCAAGAAGGAAGAGACACCACCACCAAAGUACGAAGCCAAGAAGUACACUUUCGACGAUGAAAUCACCCUUAAAUGUGAGGGCGGCCACAUCGUCAUCACCGGCAAGGCCUACUAAAUCCAUUCACAUUGGUUUGCACGAGCACCGCUCGAUUUGUCAGAAGAGACGUAUCUCGCCGUUAUUGGUUCGAGACGUGAGAUGGCCCGACCUUGAUGUGGUCGAGGCCAAUGCUAGGCUGAGCUUAGCUACAUACACACUGGUCUGAUGGCCUUUGUACUCACUGAGU